AUUUGCUUUUAGGUCUCUCAAAUCAAAGGUUCUCUCUUCAUCUCUGUCUCUUUCUCAGAAAUCAGCUGCAGGAGUGAAUCGUGAAGCGAGUUUUGGAGGAUCUGUUUUGAGGGUUUUUUUGUUUCUUAGGAUUGGAUCUAAGGAGUUUGUUGAGAAAUGGCUUCGAAACGGAUCUUGAAAGAGCUCAAGGAUCUUCAGAAGGAUCCUCCAACCUCCUGCAGUGCUGGCCCUGUUGCGGAAGACAUGUUUCAUUGGCAAGCUACGAUCAUGGGUCCGUCCGAGAGUCCUUAUUCAGGCGGUGUCUUUCUCGUGACCAUUCACUUCCCUCCGGAUUAUCCCUUCAAACCACCAAAGGUUGCGUUUAGGACCAAAGUGUUUCAUCCUAAUGUCAACAGCAACGGGAGCAUUUGCCUCGACAUCCUGAAAGAACAAUGGAGCCCUGCACUCACCAUAUCAAAGGUGUUGCUUUCGAUCUGUUCAUUGUUAACGGACCCAAACCCAGAUGAUCCUUUGGUUCCUGAGAUUGCUCACAUGUACAAAACCGACAGAGCCAAGUAUGAGUCUACUGCCCGAAGCUGGACUCAGAAGUAUGCAAUGGGAUGAAGUUUGAUCCCUGAAGACUCGGUUUUAAGAGAGGGAGAGAGAAAGAGAGAGAGAGGACUUCUUUCACAUAGGAUCUUCCAUGAAAUAAGUUAGAUUCCUAUGCUUGAUCUCCUUGUUUCAAACAUCUUUGAUGCAAACAAAAAAAAAAAAAAAAACACAUUUCGUCUCCUCUUUUAUCCCUUUGUUUCAUUUCUUUGUUUUUCAUGCAACUACUAAGAAAAGUAUUAUGUAAAGCUGGACGAAGUUAAGAAAAAAAAAAUGAACUAUUUUGAAA
Camelina sativa (false flax) is the source of this 877-nucleotide messenger RNA. RefSeq names its product ubiquitin-conjugating enzyme E2 28. NCBI's taxonomy places the organism in Eukaryota, Viridiplantae, Streptophyta, Magnoliopsida, Brassicales, Brassicaceae. The record is from RefSeq and is a predicted model, not a curated record.